AUGAAGCUGCUUUCCCAAACACUCCUCUCCUUUAUUUCUACCUCAUGCCUCAUCCACCCUACCACCGCACGCACAAACGGUCAAGCCGCCUUCAGCCCCAUAGGUACAGGCUGCUGUCCACCGGGUCCCGAAUUCCCCAGAGCAACCUCCCAUCCCAAUGCCACUGGCACAUUUCCCAUCGUAGGCCUGCACCUUGACGACAGCGCCGUCAUCGCCAAAAUUACCAAUAACACCAACACUGCUUCCCUAUUACUACCGGCACCCAAGAACUGGACUUGGUCAACCAGCAUCAUGGAAGUCCAGCUGGGAAACAGUGGCGCCAACCUCUCCGCCACCAAUCAGAUCUUCACGCUUGAUAUACCUAUAGACGAGGAUAUCUAUAACAAGAAACAUCAGCGGAAUGUCUGCGUAUUGUUAUUAGAGAUGAUUACCGUGAAUCAGAAUGAUCCCGGGCGGUGUGAGAAUAUUUUUACCAGACGGAAGAUUGAGGGGAUGAAAGCGGAAUUUGUGAGGAGGGUUGAGGAAAUGAAGGAGUUUGAUGAGGAUUUUUCACCGUGUGCCGGGAUGGGGGGUACGUCGUGGCAGGAAAUAAUAAACAGCUACCACCGCGAAAACUCCACCCUCGCAGCUCGCAACACCACCGUAGCCGCCCAGUACCACUCCUCCACCUCCUCACAUCCUUCUGCCGAUACAUCAGCCUACGACACCGCUCUCGUCCGCACCCAACCCAUCUUUUUGCUGGGAUAUUCUGUUGACCCGACGGUUCUGGCAGGGCCUGCCAUUGUUAAGAGAGAGUUGGUGGAGACGAGGCUCUCUUGUGUGAGGGUUAGGGAGGUGGCGAAGGGAAGUCGGGGGCAGAUGAUCGGUGUUGGGAGUUCUGUUAGAGGUCUGCUGAUGACGGUGAUGGGAAAGGGCGUAGUCGGGGCGUGGUUUGGGGUAUGGGUGGGGUUGUUGGUUUUCUGA
Messenger RNA from Paracoccidioides lutzii Pb01, 963 nucleotides. RefSeq lists its product as hypothetical. The transcript has 2 exons. Bases 1 to 963 code for a protein of 320 amino acids. The record is from RefSeq and is a predicted model, not a curated record.